AACUCCUCCUCUACAGACGGACGAGCUUUUUCUUCCACUUGAACAAGCAACUAGUUUUCAGGGCGCAUUCCCCGGCAGCAAUGUGGAGGGAAACAGCGACCACCCUCAGCUGAACACUCGCGACCCUCGCUCCGACCCGUUUUCUGGCUCACGUUUCAGGAAGAAACGCGACGAGAACUUCUUUUGGAAAGCGCUCGCCGCAAGUUGACACAACUCUCCUUUGUUUCCUCCUUUUUUUUUGGAUAUGGUUUGGGUGAGAUCUUGUUGACCGGGUUCGCCUCUUGAAGGAUUCCAUUCCUCUGCGCGACAAGGAGACCCGCACACCAACGGAGCGCAAACUUUGACAAGUUCCUGCGCCUUUUUUUCCUCCUCUUCUUCUUCUAUUGUUGUGGAUUAUUGCGACAUGGACCUGCUCCGAGGAUGAGAAGAGGAAAAUGAACUCUUUCCUGUAGUUAGAUCUUGCGUCCGAUAGUAGAAAAGUCGGUUGUUCCUGCGCCGCUUCUUUUUUCGCUUCUUGAUUCGAUCCGCUGCUGUUUUCUUUUUUCGGGGCGCAAACAUGCCACAGUUAAACGGAGGUGGCGGGGAUGAUUUGGGGGCCAAUGAUGAAAUGAUAUCUUUUAAAGACGAAGGCGAGCAGGAGGAGAAGAUCUCGGAGAAUGUGUCAGCAGAACGGGACCUGGAUGAUGUGAAGUCGUCGUUGGUCAACGAGUCGGAAAACAACAGCAGCUCCUCGGACUCCGAGCAAACAGAGAGGCGCCCCCAAACCAGACCAGACACAGAAAGUUACUAUGAAAAGACAAGAGAGUACUUCAGUGAAGCAUUGAGGCGGCAGCAAGAUGGAGGCUUCUUUAAGAGCCCUCACUAUCCAGGCUACCCUUUUCUCAUGAUCUCGGACCUGGCCAACCCGUACCUAUCCAACAAUUCACUGUCUCCGAGUGCAAGAACAUACCUUCAGAUGAAGUGGCCUCUUUUGGACGUCCCCGGUUCCGCAGGACUCAAAGACUCACGGUCCCCGACGCCUGGCCAUUUAUCGAAUAAAGUGCCAGUGGUGCAGCAUGCGCACCACGUCCACCCGCUGACGCCGCUCAUCACCUACAGUAAUGAACACUUCUCCCCUGGCACGCCGCCCUCGCACCUCUCCCCGGAGAUCCUUGACCCAAAGACAGGAAUUCCUCGGACGCCUCACCCGUCAGAGCUCUCUCCCUACUACCCGCUGUCUCCUGGUGCCGUGGGGUCCAUAGCACAUCCGCUCGGCUGGCUGAUGCCUCAGCAGGGCCAGCCCAUGUACUCCAUCCCCCCGGGAGGAUUCCGUCACCCUUACCCAGCGCUGGCCAUGAAUGCAUCCAUGUCCAGCUUGGUAUCGAGCCGCUUCUCCCCUCACAUGGUGACUCCGCCGCCGCACAGCCUCCACCAGACCGGCAUCCCUCAUCCCGCCAUCGUCUCGCCGGCGAUCAAGCAAGAACCCAACAGCGACAACAUCAGCCCUUCCAUGCACGCCAGGAAGUCCCCCAUCCCUGCCAAGAAAGAAGAAGACAAGAAGCCUCAUAUCAAAAAGCCUCUAAAUGCUUUCAUGCUGUAUAUGAAGGAGAUGAGAGCCAAAGUAGUGGCCGAGUGCACUCUAAAGGAGAGCGCCGCCAUCAACCAGAUCCUUGGGAGACGGUGGCAUUCCCUGUCCAGAGAGGAGCAAGCCAAAUACUACGAGCUGGCCAGGAAAGAGAGGCAACUGCACUCGCAGCUCUACCCGGGAUGGUCAGCACGAGAUAACUAUGGCAAGAGAAAAAAGAGGAAGAGAGAUAACAAACCUGACUCCAAACCUGAAGACUUCUCCAUAAGAAACAAGAAGCAGUGUGUGCAGUACCUGCCCUCAGAGAAGAUGUGCGACAGCCCCGCGUCCUCCCACGGCAGCAUGCUGGACUCGCCAGCCACCCCCUCCGCCGCCCUGGCCUCGCCGGCGGCUCCCGCCGCCACUCACUCUGAGCAGGCGCAGCCCUUAUCGCUCACCACCAAACCAGAGGGACGCAUGCCCCACCACUUCUCUGUCCCCGGCAAGGCCUCAGGAUCCUCGUCUUCUUCUUCUUCCUCCUCUUCCUCCUCCUCCUCUUCCUCCCAACCCGCCAUCUCCAUCCCUAUUGGUACCUCAGGUAGCCAGUCGACCGCACCCAUCCUCACCCGACCCAUUCCCUUCACCUCCCUGCACCCCUCCAUGCUCUCCCCUCCCUCACCUUUCCACCAGGCCGCCCUCCACUCCCAUCAUGCCUUGUUCCAGUCGCAGCCGCUCUCUUUGGUCACCAAACCAACUGAAUGAAUCUGCAAAAGUAUUCUCACUCAUUUAUGUGCUGUACAUUGCUUUUCUUUCAAAUAGAUUUUAGUACUUUUUUUUCCCAAAAAUAUGAAAAGGAAGAAAUACUAUUGGUCAAUAUUUGACCGCCUCCUUUUCUACAUCUCUCAAUGAAACAAUGUAUUUUUUGUAAAGUUUACCGCAGAACUGGCUUUUGUUUUCAUGCAUUUAUCCGAUGAACCUCGUGUAUAAAAGAACCAAUGUACAUACAGUUUCUUUAUAAAAACAAAACGAAAAAAAAGAAACAAAAAACACAUUUUCUUUGUAGCCAAAAUCUGAUUAAUGGUAGUAUUAUGUUUUAAGUCCUAGUACUGGCCAAUAAUUUACAGCCCCUCUUUUCAAUUCACGAGUGUGUCCCCCCCCUUCCUUGACUUGUUAAAUAAACAUUUGGAAUUGUUUCUUUA
Messenger RNA from Synchiropus splendidus (mandarinfish), 2742 nucleotides. It is a transcript of the gene tcf7l1b, whose product is annotated as transcription factor 7 like 1b. NCBI's taxonomy places the organism in Eukaryota, Metazoa, Chordata, Actinopteri, Syngnathiformes, Callionymidae. Gene Ontology annotation, molecular function: DNA-binding transcription factor activity, RNA polymerase II-specific; RNA polymerase II cis-regulatory region sequence-specific DNA binding. The record is from RefSeq and is a predicted model, not a curated record. Gene Ontology annotation, biological process: generation of neurons; canonical Wnt signaling pathway; regulation of transcription by RNA polymerase II. The transcript is spliced from 12 exons. Gene Ontology annotation, cellular component: beta-catenin-TCF complex. The coding region runs from base 557 to 2305 and encodes 582 amino acids.